GUUGAUCUUUACCGCACUGUCGGGCUCCCGCCCCCUGUCCAUCUCCCGGACUCGCUGGGCAAACUUUUGUUCCAACUCGCACUCACCGCUCCCCUCCGACCCGCCCCCUGUGUGUCGUCUUGCCUCCGAUGAUGCAGGACGAAACGCCCGCCGUCAGAUCCUGGCUCACAAGGCACAACUUCACUCCGUACAUCUCCAUAUUGCUAGCCCAAGGCUUCGACACCCUCGAUGUGUUGCUGGACAUGAGCCGAGACGAGCUUUUGGGAUGCGGCUUGGCUGUAGGCCACGCAAAUCGGUUUCUCAAGGCUGCUCGACGCGAGCGGCUCGUCUUGGCCGCCCAGGCGGGUUUAACCAACUCUGCGUUUGCUCUAUCGGACCAACCGCCGUCCAUGGUUGUGGGAAACCUGCUCGACUCUCAAAUCGCAAGCAGCUCUCUGCUCUCAGCGGGCUCCAUGUUCGACAUCAAUAUGCAUGACUUUGGACCCGAUAUGCCGUCAAUUUCACCUUCGGUCCUCCAUGAUCUCCAUGAUCCCCAUGCUCCAGCAGCAGCUUCGAUCGCGACCCCGGAGAGCAUCGUUCCAGACUCACCGGGAUCUAGCUCCACAGCGAACUUGGUAUCACCAGCCACAGCCAUUCAGCCGCCGCAUCAGCCGACCCGGCCCCAGUCGCCCGCCAGUGAACACAGCGACGCCAGCCACUCCUCGGAUGGAAACCACUCGCAUGACUCGAGCGAAAGCGACUCCUCGGGCGAUGAAUCCGAUCACGGCUCCGACUCCGCUACCGACGCUGCUGAUCAGCCGAUGACUCACUCAGCCCCCUGUCGCUCACCGGCCAAGCGCGCAAACCCAGAAAAAGCCCAUCGUACCGCAACAGGAGACCACGGUUCUGGAUGCUCCACAAUCGUGCCGGUCUUGGAGCAUCCAAACGACAUGAGCAUGGACGACCCAUCAGAUGAGGAGGGUGAAUUCAUCGGAGCGAAUGGCAAGAGCCUGUACCUCCUCAAUAACCUUAGGCCGAUCGAAGACUCUGAGGUAGUUCUGACUGAUGGCGAGAACGAACAGAAUGCUCUGAGCCGAUAUAACACCGUAACAAACUUUGGAUUUACAAAGACGGAGUUGGAGCAUCUCGGGUUCUCCACCAACCAAACUCUGAGGCAGUGGAAUCCAGAGGCUCUCUUCAGGCUUUCGGUGAUGCUGCUGAACGUCGACGCGCAAACAGCAGCGGACCCCAACCCUCGAGCGCUGGCGCUGCUUUCGUACUGCUCGGAAGGGCUCAGCCACUUACAGUCACGAUAUAUCCUAGCUUGGAUGUACCUAAUCGGCUGGGCGGUCAAGCAGAACAUCCCCAAGGCGGUCCAGUAUCUGAAGCGGCUGAUUCAGAGGGCUCAGCAAGUCUCGUCGCAUGAAUUGACCCCCCCGUCGGCCUUUCUCAUCGGCUUCCUUUACUUCAAUGGCGUCGGUGUCGAAAAGGAUAGCGAUCAAGCGUCCUACUACUACCGCCAGUCGCUUUGCUCGAACUUCAAGCUUGCUGAAGAGCUGUUUGCAUACAGUUCUGAAGGAGAUGAUCCCAGAAAAUUCAGCUGCGACUCUGAGAUGGCCAAGGAGUUCCUUCAGUGGUGCAAACGCGGCGCCCUGCUGGACCGAGCUUUUGCCAUCCAUCUUCUGGGUGAUUGCUCUUACUUUGGGCACGGCACCGCUUUCAACUACCGCCAAGCUGCCAAGUACUACACCGAGGCCGUCCACUCGCACUCCUUUGCGCCAUCGCAGUUCUGUCUGGGCAUGUGCUACGAAGAAGGUCAAGGCGUCGAGCAAGACUUUGGCUACGCCUGGAACCUCUACCAUGCAAGCGCCUUCCAGGGCGACGCCCUUGCAGAGUUCCAUCUGGGGAUGUAUUACUACAAUGGCGAUGAAGCCAACGGCUGCGACACUCGUGUCGACUACACAUAUGUCGACGGCAGAAAAAAGAAAGCCAGUCUGGUGCUGAGGACCAAGGAUAUUGACAAGGCAUUGGUCUGGCUCAAGCAAAGCGCCAAGCAAGGUUUCUGGAAGGCUCAAGCGCAGCUGGCCGAUAUCUAUUUCUUCGGUGAGCCCGGCGUCACGGCCAUCGUCACGCAGGCGGCUCGGUGGUAUCUUCGUGCCGCCAACCAUGGCUACGCACAAGCGCAGAAGGACAUUGCCGAAUGCUACUCCGCGGGCACGGGCGUCCGGAAGAACCACAGCGAGGCCUUCCGAUGGAAUUUGAUUGCUGCCUGCGAGGGCCAUCCCGUUGCCCAAAACAACCUUGGCGUUAGCUACAGCGAUGGAGUUGGAGUCAUCCAAGAUUACCAAAAGGCCAAGGAAUGGUUCGAAAAGAGCGCGGCGCAAGGAAACGAGAUGGCCAAGCGAAACUUGACCAUUUAUCGACAGGACAUCGAAGACGAUGCCUUUUUCCAGCACCACUUGAAGCUUGCCGAGCGCGGGGAUACCCGAAGCAUGUAUGAAGUGGGCGAAUGCUACUUCAGCGGCCUUCACCAAGUCAAGGAAGACCACAGUGUGGCCCUCCACUACUUCAGAAGGUGCAUCGAGGCGGACGAUCCGGAUCCCCGUGUCUACAACGCCCUCGGAAAAUGCUAUCUUGAUGGCAGGGGCGUAGAUGUCGACAAGGAUCGAGCCGUUCAGCUCUUUCAACAAGGCCAGGCCCUCAACGACCCAGACGCCACCGUCCAUCUUGGGAUCUGCUACCGGGACGGGAUCGUGGUUCCCAAAAACGAGGUGAUCGCCGUGAAACUCUUUGAACGUGCCACCGAACUGAACAGUGCCGAGGCAUGGGAGUGUCUUGGCAAGCUCUUGCAGACCUCGUCCGAUGAGAAGGAGGCGUCCAGAGCCCGGUCCUACUUGAAAAUGGCCAAGAGCAUGAAUCCAGAAAAGUACAAGAGGAUGAACACCUCGGCCCCGAGGAAGGCAAGGGUCGGUGUCACCUCGACCAGGGCGAGGGGCAAAGCCGCGGUGGGCUCCCGCAAGAAGAAAUGAAGGUCUCCCAAUGAAGCCGGGCUUUCUUGGCCGAGCGACGACGGUAUCGUUGUUGCCCACCCAGACCGUGAAUGCGGCCGAAAGGAUACCCCACUCAAGCCACCACUCCAGUGUCCUUCACUCUCGUGGCUGUCCAUGGUGGCCCAAACCCCACCCUUGCUUC
Molecule: messenger RNA, 3171 nt
Organism: Polychytrium aggregatum
Lineage: Eukaryota; Fungi; Chytridiomycota; Chytridiomycetes; Polychytriales
Exons: 7
Coding region: 129-3008 (959 amino acids)
Molecular function (GO): protein binding
Source: RefSeq, a predicted model, not a curated record